AUGAGUGCAAUUGUCCCUAGGAUCAGCAAGACUUGUUUCGACAGAAGUGUGAGAUGCCUUACUUUCUUGAGGACUCGAACCCUGCAUGUUGACUAUCCAUCUGCAGCCUGUCUUGUUUCAUCUGGACCCAAUGGCUACAUUUUUUUCUGGAAUGUCUUGAUUGGAGGAAGAGUCUUUGCCAAGUUUGAGGCAUCCAAAUUCAAACUGCAGAUUACAAAAGUGACAGUGACCAAGGACGACAGCAAGUUGUAUUCUGGAGAUGAAGUGGGCUAUGUUUAUAUCUAUGACAUAAAGACAUAUGCUAUUCAUCCAGAACACAAAAAACCAAAGAUUGAAAACUACUGGCGAGCACAUAUCAGUGGCAUAACAGGAUUAGAGAUUUUGGAUAAUAGUUUAGUACUCACUUCCUCUACUGACUGCACGGUACGGCUAUGGACAGUCUGUGGAGAAUUUGUAGGAACUUUUGGGCAGCCAGAGGCCUGGAGUUUAUAUAUUCCAUCAUCCUGGAAACACCCUGCCGUGCCCUAUGACAUUCUGAUAGACCCUUUAAGUAUGCCCAGUCACUGCACUUUGGACACAGAAACCAGCACUGAAGACAUCCACACACAGGAUCAAAACAAGUUUGAAUCCCAAAGUAAGCUGAAAUUCCCUCCACCGUUCAUCAGUGAUGCAGACAUUGAGACAGAAAUAAAGAGCCCCCGUUGUCCAGAGAAACUUGGGAAACGGCUUCGUCAUGAAAUCUUCAAAAAUGCUAACCAGUUUCCCAACCACGGAGGACCCAAAGCAUAUCAUACACUUAAGUACUUUGAUAUUGCACCGACUUCAGCUAUGUGUGAGCGACCUGAUCUUUCACUCGCUGGAACUGAUCCAUUUAUAUCAAACUCUUUGCCGGAGGAGCCACAGUAGUCCUAGUGCAUUAUGUUGUGGUAUCCCAGAGAUCACCUUAUCAUUUGGACUGAU
Sardina pilchardus (European sardine) is the source of this 960-nucleotide messenger RNA. RefSeq lists its product as uncharacterized. The record is from RefSeq and is a predicted model, not a curated record. Gene Ontology annotation, molecular function: protein binding. The coding region runs from base 1 to 906 and encodes 301 amino acids. The transcript has 9 exons. Lineage: Eukaryota; Metazoa; Chordata; Actinopteri; Clupeiformes; Clupeidae.